AAAAUUUCAUCUGGCACGUUUCGACGCAAUUUCCCCUCUCUGAGAAGACCUGCUUCAGAAAUAAAGGAACAUGUAUCCAACGAGGGGAGGUGUAGGAAAGAUCUGGAUUUAUUCAUCCUUACAUUGAAAAGAGUGUGAAGUCUGAAAUUGUCCGUUUCUCUUAUCAAACUGAUAAUACGCAAUUAUAAAUACGCUGCUGAUAAGAAAAGUUUCAAAAUAGAUUUUUUUGUCAGUAUUGAUUAAAGUUAGAUUUCAAUUUUUCCAUUUGACGUUAAAAAAUUUAUUAAAAAUGGAUCGUUGGAAGGAUAAAGUAGCAAUUGUGACAGGUGCGAGUUCUGGAAUUGGCCAAUCAAUUGCGCAAGCCUUGAUUAAAAAUGGUCUCAAGGUGGUCGGUUUGGCCAGAAGAUUAGAAAAAAUGGAAGAAUGGAAAAAUGAGAUGAAAAAUGAAAAAGGAAAAUUUUUUCCUAUUCAGUGUGAUCUUACUAAUGAAGAGGAUAUUUUAAAGGCUUUUGAUUGGAUAAAAAAAGAGCUAGGAGGUGUUAAUAUUCUUGUAAAUAAUGCAGGAACCUCGUCUAUUGGAAUGAUAAUCGAAAGUUCAACAGAAUCGUAUAAAAAGAUUAUAGAUUUAAAUGUCAUCGCACCAGCUAUUUGCAUAAGAGAGUCUGUAAAAAUUAUGAGAGACAAUAAAACAGCUGGACAUAUUAUCAACAUUAACAGUACUAAAGGAAAAUCUACAGAAAAAUCAACAGUAUUUUGCAACAUGUAUUGUCCCAGCAAGUUUGCAUUAAAAGCCAUGACUGAAGUUAUUGAACAAGAGUUACAACAUGUUGAAAGUACGAUAAAAAUAACGAGUGUACACCCUGGAUUAGUCAAAACAGAUUUGGUUCUAAAAAAUGUACUUGAAAGGUUUCCUUAUGUUGAUGUCGAAGAUAUUUCAGAGGGUGUCAUUUAUGCAUUGUCGACGCCCCCGCAUGUUCAAGUGAAGGAUGUAACUAUUACUCCAGUUCCAGGUCGACUUCGACAGAAAUAAAUCAUAUAAAUAUAUUAUUUUCCGAAAAAUUGUCUGAACUGUCAAAUACUUGAAACGUGAUUUUUAUUUUUGAAUCAUAAAUGAUGUAUUUAAAAAAUAUAAGUUUAUUGUAAAUCUUC
Molecule: messenger RNA, 1149 nt
Organism: Belonocnema kinseyi
Lineage: Eukaryota; Metazoa; Arthropoda; Insecta; Hymenoptera; Cynipidae
Product: farnesol dehydrogenase-like
Exons: 6
Coding region: 290-1030 (246 amino acids)
Source: RefSeq, a predicted model, not a curated record